AUGGUGUUUAAUCUUUUUAGAAUUAGUGCAGAUUUGGUUCAUCUCUUAAGUAUAUAUUUCCUUUUAACAAAGAUCAUUAAUCAUAAAAAUUGUAUAGGAAUUUCAUUAAGAUCACAAAUAUUAUUCCUUAUUGUAUGGGUUACUAGAUACUUAGACAUUUUUUAUAAUUUUUAUUCAUUAUAUAAUACUAUUUUAAAAAUUGUUUAUUUAACAACUUCUGCAUAUACUAUCUAUUUAAUUUCAAAACGUUUUAGAGCAACAUAUGAUAAAAUUCAUGAUACAUUGAAUGUAUGGUAUUUAAUUGUUCCUUGUAUUGUACUAGCAUUUAUUUUUACUGAAGACUAUUCUAUUACAGAAAUUUGUUGGACGUUUUCUAUUUUCCUUGAGGCAGUUGCUAUUCUUCCACAAAUCUUACUUCUUCGUUCAACUGGUGAAGUUGAAAAUUUAAAUUCUCAAUACAUUUUUUGUUUAGGUUUAUAUAGAGCACUUUAUAUUAUUAAUUGGAUAUACCGUUAUGCAACAGAACCAUCAUAUUGGAGUCCAUUAACAUGGAUUUGUGGUUCUAUUCAAACCUUGUUAUAUGUCGAAUAUUUCUACUAUUAUAUUAAAAGUAGAGUCGAAGGAACUAAAUUCGUUUUGCCAUAA
This is a messenger RNA of Entamoeba dispar SAW760, 645 nucleotides long. Its product is annotated as ER lumen protein retaining receptor. Gene Ontology annotation, biological process: protein retention in ER lumen; endoplasmic reticulum to Golgi vesicle-mediated transport. The record is from RefSeq and is a predicted model, not a curated record. Lineage: Eukaryota; Evosea; Mastigamoebida; Endamoebidae. Gene Ontology annotation, molecular function: ER lumen protein retrieval receptor activity. The transcript is spliced from 2 exons. The coding region runs from base 1 to 645 and encodes 214 amino acids. Gene Ontology annotation, cellular component: cis-Golgi network; membrane; endoplasmic reticulum.